AUGAACAACGAAGAUUACGGAUACGACUAUGAUUACCUAUUCAAAAUUGUUCUGAUCGGUGAUUCUGGAGUUGGAAAAUCCAACUUGCUGUCGCGUUUCACUACGAACGAAUUCAACAUGGAGUCCAAGUCGACGAUUGGCGUCGAGUUUGCCACAAGAACUAUCGAGGUCGAGGGCCGGAAAAUCAAAGCACAAAUUUGGGAUACUGCGGGCCAAGAACGGUACAGAGCCAUCACAUCUGCGUACUACAGGGGCGCCGUGGGUGCUUUGAUUGUAUACGAUAUCAGCAAGUCUGGUAGCUAUGAAAACUGCAACCAUUGGCUAACAGAACUGCGUGAAAAUGCCGACGAGAACGUAGCUGUAGGGUUGAUAGGAAACAAAUCGGAUCUAGCGCAUUUGCGUGCUGUACCCACAGACGAGGCCAAAAACUUUGCGCAAGAAAACCAGCUCCUUUUCACGGAAACAAGUGCCCUCAAUAGCGAAAACGUCGACCAAGCGUUCCGGGAGCUUAUCACAGCCAUAUAUCAGAUGGUUAGCAAACACCAGGUCGAUUUGAACGAGUAUGGCACAAACGCGGGGAACGCACCUAAGGGUCCCACCAUCAGUUUGACACCGGCACCAGCCAAGAAGGGCAAAAGCUCCAACAAUUGCUGCUAG
Messenger RNA from Lachancea sp. 'fantastica', 657 nucleotides. Lineage: Eukaryota; Fungi; Ascomycota; Saccharomycetes; Saccharomycetales; Saccharomycetaceae. The record is from the annotation of a GenBank genome assembly.